This is a messenger RNA of Trichoplusia ni (cabbage looper), 3667 nucleotides long. It is a transcript of the gene Sgf11, whose product is annotated as SAGA-associated factor 11 homolog. The record is from RefSeq and is a predicted model, not a curated record. Bases 210 to 1139 code for a protein of 309 amino acids. Gene Ontology annotation, cellular component: DUBm complex; SAGA complex. NCBI's taxonomy places the organism in Eukaryota, Metazoa, Arthropoda, Insecta, Lepidoptera, Noctuidae. Gene Ontology annotation, biological process: regulation of transcription by RNA polymerase II; positive regulation of DNA-templated transcription. The transcript has 4 exons. Gene Ontology annotation, molecular function: transcription coactivator activity.
ACGCUAGAAUAAUUUUGAAAAUUUACAUUUUUAUCGCACCUACCUCACAGAAAGAGAUGGAUUCAUGUAACUACGUUAAAAUAAAAGAGAUAGAACUUUCUAUGAAUGAAAAGGUAAUAAUCAAUCAAUCAUAACACAACAAUUUUAUUUUCUGUAUAAUUAUUUGCGAGUACAUAGUGUGUUAUUUAUUUGUGAAAAUUAAGAAAUUUAUGAAAAUGAAUACUAUAUCUAGUGAACUGAGUAUGCACGAUUUAAACAAUAAGUUUUUUGAGAUAAUGCAAAAUGAAAACAAUGCAGAAGAAGCUGCAAAUUUUAUAUACGACAGUGUUUGUGACGAUGUGACCCUAGGAUUUAUUUUCGAGUUCCAUCAUGGCCUGAAGACUGGCCUCACGGACUUGAUAGAAGGUGAAAAGGAGGAAGAGGAGCCCUACAAGAUAGUGAGCACUCCAGAAUGUGACGUUUUUGGUUUCUCAAUAAUGAAAAAGACUCCUGACUCAAACUGUUCCUGUCCUAAUUGCGAAAGACCGGUUUCUGCUACUAGAUUCGCUCCCCAUCUAGAAAAAUGCAUGGGUAUGGGCCGCAACAGCUCCCGUAUCGCGUCCCGUCGCAUUGCUUCAAACAGUCGUGAGCCCACAUCAUACGCGGGGCUCCUGAGUGACGACGAGGAUGACGUCGACUGGUCCGGCGGCUCCGUGCAGAACGAGCGGAGGAAACGCAGGAUCAAAAACAAUAACAAUAGGAAAUCUAACAAAUUACAUAAGAACAACAACGGGACGCAAAACUCGGACGCGAACGACGGCGGCGCAACCUACGAAACGAUGACGGCAAACGAAAAGAAGAACCUUUUGUUGCAGAUAUGUGGCGUUGUCUCUGAACAUACUAAGAAAUUAUGUACUAGAUCAACUCGUUGUCCGCAACACACUGAAGAGCAACGCCGCGCUCUCCGCAACAGUGUCCUAGAACCUUCGACCCCGGAGUCUCAGACCAUGGGCCUCACAGCCGAGGAGGCCGGCUCCCCCCCAGACUCCAGCCCCUCCUCCUCCUGCUCGUCAUCAUCCCGCAAGAGAGACCGCCACCGAGCCCCACCCAAAACCAAAAACAAGAGGGAAAGGAAUAUAUCCCCUAAUAUAAGGGAUUAAGGACUGAUUAGGGUAAGCGUCUGCUAAACCCCAUAGGUAUUAGUUAGCUCAAGGUUUGUAAGUACAGGGAGGUGUGGAGAUGGUUGUUUAUAUAUCUUAUUAUCUGCGCCACGUGGUGUUACCAGCGUUAAAAAAUAUCUGUGCACUACUACCAUACCAUUUCGACUUUGUAAUGUAAGUCGGUUUCAAUAUAAAAGACGAAACCUCUAAGAAUCUUAUCAAAUUUUGUAAAUCUUUUUAUAUUUGACAAUGCAAUUGUUUCAAAAUAAUAAGCUUAUUUGCCUUUAAAAGACAAGUAAAACCGCGUGACACAGUUAGUCAGAAAUAUAAAUAAUCAUAGAACAGCCUCGGGAGAGUAAAUAUAUGAAAAAGGUAUGGAACUAUGUAGCGUUUGCACGCUUUAUAAGAUAUGUUAAAUAGGACAGAUGUUUAAAUGUAAAAUACAUUCAGUUGGAUCUUUUUAACCGUCACUGUUAAAACGUCCCGACUGAGAGACACUGGGGUUGCCAGGAAAGAAAUGUGGGUAGUUUGACUUUGUUUUAAACAAACGCUUCUUAUACAAAUAUAGUCCCAACGAUAGCUUUCAACUGUUAUUACAUAAGUACUUAUAAUUAGAAAUUAGAAUGAAAAAAAAAACUACGUAAUUGUUGAAAAUCUAAAUAAACGCUUAUUCCUUGACAGAAUUACACAAAUAUUAAUAAAAGUUCCUAAAGUUUACUCUCAAUAAGUAAUAAUUCAAGUUUAUUCCAUGUACGACAAUAAUAUGACAACUAUAAACGAGGUUUUUAUGUCUGGGUUCGUUUUUCUCUUUGACGGUUGAUCGGUCGACGAACAUGAUUGGCUAGAACAGUUUGUCGCACGUCAAUAGUAACAUUAAAGGGCAUUUACGAUGGCACCAUUUGGGAUAGCUUGAUUUGAGUUUAAUACAUCAGAAAGCUAGAAAAUAUACAUUCGCAUCAUCCACUUAUGUAUUUCAUCAGCUCCUUCGCUGACAACUUGUAGUUGACAAGUCUUGAGUCAAGUCAGUCAAGUCUUGAGUCAAGUCAGUCAAGUCUUGAGUCGGUGCUCUGGGCUUUCAAUCCUGGGUCAUGAUUUAGUUUUACACGUGAACCAAUAUGAAUCUUAAAUGUGCUUAAAAGGCCUUAAAGAAGGUUCUUUAAACUAGUUUAAAUUAAAAUAACUGGCCAAUCUCUGAAUAAAGAAUGGCCUGCUGGGUCCAUUUCUCCACGCUAGCUCACUGCGGAGUAGCGUUUUCAAAUUGCCGUAGUUUUAAUACAAGUUUAUUGCCUAUGUUUUCAAACAAGAUUAAAUUUUACACCAAUACAUUCGGCGCUUUAACAUGGCCUGGAAUGCCCAUAACAUAGACAAAACUCUUAUGCCAAUGCAGUAAAGUCCAAUUUUCUCAUUACUCUGGUUACAAUUGACGUGUGGCGACUGUAUCUCAAACGGUGCGCAUUAAAUUAUUAUAUUUGGUGUAUACUUUAAAUGUUGCCAGUGUAUGACAACUUAUGAAAAUAUUAUUGUCCAUUAAAUGUUAUUGUAAAAUGUAACUUAUCUACAUUUAUAGUAGGUCUGCUUUUAUUCUAUUAAUAAAACCAGCAUUUAUGUGUGUGUUAGUGUGAUAUAAAUAAUUUGCGAUUUUUUAUGCUCGUUGCGAUUGUCAUUGAACAAGGUGCAAGUAAAGCUAUUUUGCAACUAUGUUACUUUUGUAUUGUUUUCGGACAAAAUAUCAGACACAAACUUACUUUUAGAAUAAAAGCAAAUCUCGAUUACAUUGGUGUUGCUCCGAAUUACAAUUAUCGAUAAUAGUUAUAGAUAAUAAUUAGGCGCAAACAAACAGUUAACAUUUCUAAACUAUAUGAAAUCAAAUAUUUAUAAAAAUAACUGCAGUAUUCAUAAAAUGGUGCUUGCUAUUGUACUGUCGAAUUCAAGAACAAAAAAGUCUAAUUGGAAGUAAUUAUGAGUUGCCCAGAUAGGUACUGAUGGUGGCACUUGGCAUGGCUAUUGGUUAACGCUAUUAAAUAUUCGUUGUUGUUUUAUAUAUGACGUAUUCGCAAACAUGCAAAUACAAGCGCAUAAAUGGGAGUUGAACACAAACAAGAAAUAAAUCAUACCUAGAUAUCGAUUCAGUCAAUUAUCCAAUACAAGAGUUCUUAAUCAUGACCUGAGGCGGAUGAGGGGUUGUCACCUAGCAACCCCGAUACCGUGACAGCUAAACUAAGAAAUCAGUCGGGCGACUCCGGUAAAUAUGCGUGAGUAAAAUGUUAUCAAACAAUUAUUAAUCCGCCACACCAAGUCCUUUUAUUAACUUCUACACCAUCCAUGCUUGGCGAACAUAUACCAAAUAGAAUAAAGGUAGAUAAAGCCAUGUGAAGUUCCAUCAUAAGAUGUUCUUUAUCGUCUGCCUCAUAGACAAGUAUCCUUUCUACAAUUCUUCAAAGCUAGUUCUCAUAAUAAUACAAGCUUUGCUUAGUUUGAGACUAGAUGGCGUUGUGUGAAAAAGUUAUUAUUAAUUAAUAUUUAUGAGC